AUGGCAGACAGCAGAAACUUGGGUAAGUCCUGAAAUCUUCCCUCUCGGUUCAUCGUUCAGGUGUUUUUCUGUCCGCUCUAUGACUUCUGAUCCUUCACUGAAUGAAGAAUGUCUCUUUAGUUCAGUCUUCAGGGUCAAAGUUAGAGACCGUGUUUCCACCAUCAGCGACAUCGUGAAUUAAUGUUUUAAUUUUUCCAACAGCAUGUGACGAUGUCUCUUACUGGCUGAGGAAACUGUUGUCGUUCUUAGAUUCCCCUUUAAAUACAAACUUUACUCUGAUUUUUCACGACUGAUUCCCAACCUGCUUCACUGCUGAUUCAUAAUCUUUUUACAUUUCUAUGUUUUUACUUUUUCUUGCUUCUCUUUUAAAGUAAACGUGAAUAUUUCAAACUUGUGACUUCAGAACCGGUUUCACUUUUCCUGUGAUUUUAGGAGAGAUUUUAAAAAGAAAUGGAGGAUAUUUAAACAAGAGGGAAGAUAAAAGUGUGACUUAAAGGCUCAAGACAACAUCUUGAAACCUGAAGAUUGGUGAUUAUUAAUGAUGAAAACAAAACAUUAACGAUAAAUGUACGUAAAUAAAAAUUUCAGAUGAUGGAACAAUAAAAUUAACCCUCAGGAGAAAUAAGCUGUUGGUACAAGAACUGUCUGCAGAGGUGGACAGACAGACUUAUUCCGACAUCAGAGUAGAGACUGAGACUCUUCUGGGAGGGGGGGUCCUCCAGAGUCCAGAGACCGACUCUGCUGAGGCCGGGGAGUGAAGAAGAACCUGCUGAUUCUUCUAUGAGGGUUAGAAAAGGGGUCAUUAAAGUGAGUUAGAGGGUUUGUUAAGAUUUGUCGGGGGGCUGUUAAAAUUAAUUUAGGGUGCCGCAGCUCAAGGAAGAACAUUUAUGAUCAUUUCUUCAUCGUUUCCUUGAAGUAAUGAUCAUCAUAUUAAUCAUUUUACAGACGCUGUAGUUUUUCUGUCUUAGCGUCUCGGUCUGAUUGUAUUUCCUUGAAGAAAUGAUCAUAAAUGUUCUUCCUUGAGCUGCGGCACCCCGCUGUAGUCCCUAAUGGACUGGCCUGAGGUCUCUCUACAAACAAGCGUCUGCUGGAAGAGAGUAGGUGAGUUGUGUUUAGUCUCUUUGCUAAAGAAAUGAGUCAAAGUUACAAAGAUGUUUGGUGUCUAGUUCUAUGUCUGUGACCCUAUAUGUCCUGUUGAUGAAGUUAGGUGCUGUUCUGAGCAUUAUUUGUGGUUAUAGAGUGGCGUUUUGGUUGGGGGCGUGGCUCUCUGUAUUUCUAUCCUGCGGUCGUUACUAAAGUUGGUAUAACUAGAGAAGUAAGUGGUCGACAACAUUCAUCUCUGGAGGGGGGGUCUGACUCGGGGUUACAGUGGGUUUGACCCUGAAUUAAUUUUACAGCAGAAUAUCCCUUUAAGGUGAGUUUGGGGGGUGGUAGUGGUUUGUAAGGUAGAGGGUUCGGCUCAGCAUCAGUGAUGGUUAGGGUUGGUUUGGGAAAGUAGGAGUUAGCUUACAGGAUAAAAUCAUCUUGGACCACGACCAUCUUUGUUGUUUAUGGUUAGACUGGGGAGUUCCCAGUGCAGCCAUCUUGUAGGACCUGCCCCUCCCUGUAAUGAGGUUGGUAUUCUGGAAUCGGGGGGUGAAACGUUCAGAAUGAUCGCAGUCCAGACCCUCUUCUCAGCAAGUUAAUGUCUUACUUUGAACUUCUGCUUUAAUAUUUUACAAAAACUCCAGACACGACCGUCAAACUCAUGAAACAUGUUCAAUCUUCCAAACAGGUGGUCUCCAUCAGAACAACGAGGAGCUGAGGAUCGUGAUGGUGGGGAAGACGGGACUUGGGAAGAGUGCGACAGGAAACACCAUUCUGGGCCGUAAAUGCUUCGAGUCCAUGCUCAGCGCUUCAUCUCAGACUGACGAGUGCUUCAAAGGCAAGGCUACAGUGGCUGGAAGAAAGGUCUCUGUGAUCGACACCCCUGGUCUGUUUGACACCAGAUAUGAUGACGAAAAAACCAGUCGAGACAUCAGCCAGUGUAUCUCCUACAGUUCUCCUGGACCACAUGCUUUUCUGAUUGUGGUUGGACUGGGAAGAUUCACACCGGAAGAACAACAGAGUGUGGAGAAGAUCCAGGAGAUGUUUGGUGAGGCUGCAGACAAAUACAGUUUGGUUCUCUUCACCCAUGGUGAUAAUCUGAGAGACACCACCAUAGAAGAGUUCAUAGAGGGAAGUCCAGACCUUGUGAAUCUUGUGGAGAGGUGUCAAGGCCGGUACCACGUCUUCGACAAUAAUCUGACGGAUCACUCUCAGGUCAGUGAGCUCCUCCAGAAGAUCCAAGAGAUGGUCAAGAAGAAUGGAGACAGCCACUACACCAACGAGAUGUUCCAAAAGGCAGAAGAAGCUCUUCAAAAAAAACAGCAGAAGAACCUGAAAGAAAGAGAGGAAGAAAUACGCAAAGAGAAAGAGGAGCUGGAGAAGAAACUACGAGAAGAAUACGACGAAAAAUUAGAAAAUGAUCUGAAGAAACUCAAGGCUACCAUGGAGCGAGAGAGAAGAAAGAGCAUGAUGAAACAACAGGAGCUCCACGUGAUGUUAAACGAGCUGAAGAGGGAGAAUGAGAGGUGGGACUUGGACCGGACUGAGAUUGAGAUGAAGAGAGACAGAGAAUUCAAAAAGAUGGAGAUGGAGAUGCAGAGGAAACGAGAGGAGCUUCAGACCAAAAUAACAGAGGCCAUGCUGGAGAAGAACAAAGUGGAGAUGGAAAAGAAGAACAUGGAAAUGAAGAAGACAAUGUGGGACAAAGAAGAGAGUGUCCGAGAGAAAAUGGCAGCGAAAGAAAAGGAGUGGAAGAAAUUUGAGGAUGGACUGAAGGAAAGAGAGGAGGAGUGGAAGAAGAAGGAAGAGGAGAUUCGGAAACUGAAGCAGAAAAUGGACGAAGAGAGAGAAAUUGAGAUGGUGAGAAAACAAUCCGAAGAACAACGAAGUGCGGAGCUAGAGAGGAAAAUACAGCAACUGGAAAAAGGACACAAAGACAUCACGAGAAAAGAAGCCGAGAAAAAAUUACGCUUCAAAUUUUACCGUCCGAAGGGGAUGGUCAAAGGUUUUAAAGCGCUGUAUUCAUUUUUUGAGGGUUGA
Xyrichtys novacula (pearly razorfish) is the source of this 3126-nucleotide messenger RNA. NCBI's taxonomy places the organism in Eukaryota, Metazoa, Chordata, Actinopteri, Labriformes, Labridae. The record is from the annotation of a GenBank genome assembly.